AUGAGCUUGCAGUCGGAUGGCUUCAGCUACGUCACGGGAGGCGAUCCCAAUCCAGCAGAUGAUAAACGGCCCAAAAACAUCACCAAACCCAAGGGAUUCAAGUUCGUCUUCCAGGGCCGUCACGGUGCCGGCAAGUACAGCGGCCCACACGCAGACAUUUUGAAUUUCGCCAUAUACGAGUCUGGUACAGGCUCUGUUCUUCGAAUGUUUUCGCUGAGUCGCAUCCAUGGCGCUUUGGGCGAUCGCGGCCAAAACUACAAGACGUUGGCCUUCCUGGCUCAGAAAUUGGACUCCAAUAGCAAACUGACUCCGGUGCAUGGCUGUGGCAUACUGGCGGCAACUGCCCACGAGGCGUCGUUUUUCUUGCAGCACCGGAGUGUCCUGGACCUCAGCAGCCAAACUUGUUCAAGUGUUUGUGGAACGUCCCCUGCAAAAGUUUCGGAUUGUGACAAGCCGGACUUCGGCUCCUGCGGCAAUGCAUGCUGCUUGGCAGAGCUUUCUCUGCCAACCUCGCCUUUCCAGGCGUACACAGACACGAAGGAUGCGCUGAUGAGCUUGCAGUCGGAUGGCUUCAGCUACGUCACGGGAGGCGAUCCCAAUCCAGCAGAUGAUAAACGGCCCAAAAACAUCACCAAACCCAAGGGAUUCAAGUUCGUCUUCCAGGGCCGUCACGGUGCCGGCAAGUACAGCGGCUCACACGCAGACAUCCUGGAUUUCGCAAUCUACGAGUCUGGCAGCGGCUCGGUGCUUCGGAUGUUUUCGCUGAGCCGCAUCCAUGGGGCCUUGGGUGAUCGCGGCCAGAACUACAAAACCCUGGCCUUCUUGGCCAAGAAGCUGGACGGAUCGGAGAAGCCCACGCCCCUGUAUGGCUGCGGACUCGCGACCGAGUCGGAGAACCAGUUCAUGUUGGCGUAUGAGAACACCCAGUAA
Molecule: messenger RNA, 930 nt
Organism: Symbiodinium natans
Lineage: Eukaryota; Dinophyceae; Suessiales; Symbiodiniaceae
Source: the annotation of a GenBank genome assembly